Ostertagia ostertagi is the source of this 459-nucleotide messenger RNA. The record is from the annotation of a GenBank genome assembly. Lineage: Eukaryota; Metazoa; Nematoda; Chromadorea; Rhabditida; Trichostrongylidae.
AUGAAACUAGACUCUGUUCUGACGAUGGUUGGCGAUUUCGCCGCCAUGAAACGUACGCCUGACUAUAAACCAGUGACACAAGCUUUGGAAACCCGAGUGACGAAAGAACCUGCCGAGGAACACAAUUCUCAACGGAGACACUCGUUACACAUCAGUGUUGGCACGGAAGAGGUACCGAGACUGACUCGUCCACGAUCGGAGUCUUUCUGUUCAUCAUCGCCACCAGUUGAAUCUAAACUCUAUGAAAAGUCCACUCGUCGAGUAUCAGCGCCAUGUCUUUCAACUUCUGGUUCCUCCACCGCUUUGAGAAAGAAACUGCAAAAACUACGUGGACAGAAAUCAAUUGAAAAAGAUGAACACGCUUUAAAAGAGCAGUCCGAAUCAGAAGACGACUCUCCAAGGCAACAGGCAAGUCCCCUUAUAAUGAUUUCUGUACUGAAUUGUCAUUUUAUUUGCUAA